GAUGGUGGCGAUGGCCCCACACACGCUGCUCCUGCUAAUGGCGGCCGCCCUGGCCCCGACCCUGACCCGCGCGGGCUCGCACUCGCUGCGGUAUUUCCACACCGCCGUGUCCCGGCCCGGCCUCGGGCAGCCCCGGUUCAUCUCUGUCGGCUACGUGGACGACACGCAGUUCGUGCGCUACGACAGCGACGCGGAGACUCCGAAGAUGGAGCCGCGGGCCCCGUGGAUGGAGCAGGAGGGGCCGGAGUAUUGGGAGAGGCAGACACAGAUCGCCAAGAACAACGAGCAGAUUUACCGAGGGAACCUGAGGACCGCGCUCCGCUACUACAACCAGAGCGAGGGCGGCUCUCACACCAUCCAAUGGAUGUACGGCUGUGAGGUGGGGUCGGACGGGCGCCUACUCCGCGGGUACCGUCAGGAAGCCUACGACGGCCGCGAUUACAUCGCCCUGAACGAGGACCUGACGUCGUGGGCGGCGGCGGACGUGGCGGCGCAGAUCACCAAGCGGAAGUGGGAGCAGGAUGGGGAGGCAGAGAGAUACAAGGCCUACGUGGAGGACGAGUGCGUGCCCUGGCUGCGCAGAUACCUGGAGACCGGGAAGGACGCGCUGCUGCGCAUAGAUCCCCCAAAGGCACAUGUGACCCAUCAUCCUGGAUCUAAUGGUGAUGUCACCCUGAGGUGCUGGGCCCUGGGCUUCUACCCUGCCUUCAUCACCCUGAGCUGGCAGAGGGAGGAGGAGGAACAGACUCAGGAUAUGGAGCUGGUGGAGACCAGACCUUCUGGGGAUGGAACCUUCCAGAAGUGGGCAUCUCUGGUGGUGCCUUCUGGGGAGGAGCACAAAUACACAUGCCAUGUGCACCAUGAGGGGCUGCCUGAGCCCCUGACCCUAAGAUGGGAGCCUCCUCAGUCCACGGUCCUCAUCAUGGCAGUCAUUGCUGGUCUGGUUCUCCUUGGAGCUGUGACCAUCAUUGGAACUGUGGCCAAUGGAGCUGUGGUGGCUGUUGUGAAGAAGAGGAUGAGAAGCAAAGGUGGAAAAGGAGGCAACUAUGCUCCAGCUCCAGCGUGAAUACAGCUGCCUGGUGUGGAUGGAUGUGUUGAGGUCUCUCCUGUGACAUCCAGAGCCUGUUGCAGGAGCAUAUCUUUGUCCUGGAAUAACUCUGCAGACCAGUCUGUCCUUGAACUCUCAGAGAUAUCUGUCAGUCUCUGCCUCCAAGAAGGAAGUCACAGACUUCAAUCUACCUCUGCCUCCCAAGUGCUGGGAUUAAAGGUGUGUACCACCACACCCAAUUACUCCCUUUUUUCUUUUUUACUUUUAAGAACUUUAACCUUGGGGCUGGAGAGAUGGCUCAGUGGUUAAGAGCAUUGCCUGCUCUUCCAAAGGUCCUGACUUCAAUUCCCGGCAACCACAUGGUGGCUCACAACCAUCUGUAAUGAGGUCUGGUGCCCUCUUCAGGCCUGCAGGCAUACACACAGAAUAUUGUAUACA
This is a messenger RNA of Alexandromys fortis (reed vole), 1486 nucleotides long. RefSeq names its product H-2 class I histocompatibility antigen, Q10 alpha chain-like. The record is from RefSeq and is a predicted model, not a curated record. Gene Ontology annotation, molecular function: peptide antigen binding; signaling receptor binding. Gene Ontology annotation, biological process: positive regulation of T cell mediated cytotoxicity; antigen processing and presentation of endogenous peptide antigen via MHC class Ib; antigen processing and presentation of endogenous peptide antigen via MHC class I via ER pathway, TAP-independent. NCBI's taxonomy places the organism in Eukaryota, Metazoa, Chordata, Mammalia, Rodentia, Cricetidae. Bases 2 to 1066 code for a protein of 354 amino acids. Gene Ontology annotation, cellular component: external side of plasma membrane. The transcript has 7 exons.